ACGAUGAUGUGAAGUAGAGAAAAAACCUUUUUGAUGUUGAUGAGCAGAUGCAAAUUUUACCACAGGAAGUUGAAAGGAAUAGAAGAGAAAAUAUCUACAAUACCUGGAAACCAUAAAAGGAAAACGCAAGUUGGGGAGGAAGGAAACCAUCAAUUUAAUAAUAGUGAUUUAGAGCUGGAACUGAAUAUGAUGCCAGAAGGAAUGCAACCACUCCCGGACUAGGCACCAUUCAGACCGAAACAAAAACAAUGGGUAAAGCCUGGAAAUCUUGUGGCUUGUCUCUUGUUGACAAAUAGAAAACAGCUUCAUUAAAAGUUGCUGUCUUUGACGUAUUCUGGAAGUAUGGGAUGACAAGAAAGGAGAGCAGGAGGGUAAAAAUGGCAAUACGAAGUCAAAUCGAAGCAGUAAAAAACAGUUAACAAGUCAAAAGUCAAAACUGUGACUGACUGACUAUCCAUCCAAAGGCAAAGGUUGCAACUUUAAGUCUUUAACUGGAUCUGGUCAGCGAGGCGGAUAGGAGGGAAAACCAAAACGCAAGAAAAGAUGAAGGCUUUGGGAUGGUGGUUAAUGCUGGUGGGUUCACUUCGAUUGGUUUCCGUUUGGUUCGGCUUUUUUGAUAUUUGGGCUCUUCGUCUCGCUGUUUUCUCCAACACCAUCAUGACUGAAGUUCACGGGAGGACAUUCGGAGUUUGGACACUUUUGACUUGCACUCUCUGCUUUCUUUGUGCAUUUAACUUGGAAAAUAAGCCACUAUACUUGGUGACAUUUUUGUCAUUCAUCUAUGCCUUUGGUCACUUUUUGACUGAAUACCUCUUCUAUCACACAAUGGCCCUUUCAAAUCUGACAACUGUAGGCAUCUUUGCAGGGACAUCAAUUAUAUGGAUGCUGCUACAGUGGAAUGCACAUCAACAAAGACAUGUCAAGCAUUCCUGAAAAUGGACUCAUUUACUUUCAGUUGCUUUACUCUUAGUGCUGACACAGUGAUUUCUCAGCAUUAAUUUUAUUUUUCAACCAGCUAACGGCUGUUUACAAAUAGAUUGUGGAGGUCUGUCCCUGGCAGAAUUCAAAGCAUUCUGAUGUGCAAUUCUGUUUGAGUACUUUGAUUAUAGUUUAAAUUGUAAGAAAAGAGACAUGGCUCUAAACUUCUAUACCAUACUUAAUUGGUGGUAUUUGGAAUCUAUGGUUUUCUUGGAACCAUUGCAUGAA
Molecule: messenger RNA, 1206 nt
Organism: Theobroma cacao (cacao)
Lineage: Eukaryota; Viridiplantae; Streptophyta; Magnoliopsida; Malvales; Malvaceae
Gene: ERG28
Product: ergosterol biosynthesis protein
Cellular component (GO): endoplasmic reticulum; membrane
Molecular function (GO): protein-macromolecule adaptor activity
Source: RefSeq, a predicted model, not a curated record